GACUGAAUCCCGCCCACCGAGCAGGUUCGGUUGCCUGGCAAUCAGCACUCUGAGCUGCUGGAGGCUGAGUUUAGAUGUUGCAUUGCGGAUUUGUAGCGACUACAAUGUAACACAGGAUGUUGCAAAUGCAAUCAUGUCACUACCGUCUCGAUCCCGUUAACUGCAGGAUGACACGCUUCAAGUUCUGUGAAAAAUAUAUUUGCAUUUAUUUAUACCUUAAACACACUGCGCUGCUGUCUCAGUAGGUCAGCGAUUUUCCUUUCUUUGAAUGAAGGUUGGAUAGCGCACGCUGCACAAAAAUAAUGGCGACUAAUCAAGACGGCUGUAGUGUCAAAGUCGCUUUAAGAAUCCGUCCACAGUCGGCCAAAGAGAAGAUUGAAGGAUGCCAUAUCUGUACAUUGGUUACACCUGGGGAGCCACAAGUCAUCCUGGGGAAAGACAAGGCUUUCACAUAUGACUUUAUGUUUGACAUAGAUGCCAGACAAGAUGAGAUAUAUAAAUCUUGUGUGCACAAACUUGUGGAAGGGUGCUUUGAAGGUUAUAAUGCAACAGUGUUUGCUUAUGGGCAGACUGGUUCUGGGAAGACCUACAGCAUGGGCACAGGGUUUGAUGUGAACAUAACAGUGGAAGAGCAAGGAAUAAUACCGCGAGCAGUCAAGCAUCUUUUUGAAGGAAUUACAGAGCGAAAGCGAGUGGCUCAGGAGCAAGGAAAACAGCCACCAGAGUUUAAAGUGACUGCUCAGUUUCUGGAGCUUUACAAUGAAGAGAUACUGGAUCUAUUUGACAGCACACGUGACCUGGAUUCACGGCAGAGGAAAUCUAACAUUAAAAUUCAUGAAGGUGCCAAUGGAUUGAUUUACACCAGUGGGGUUGUCUCACGUAUUGUGAAUUCAGAACAAGAGAUGAUACAAUGUUUGAAGCUCGGUGCUCUCGCUCGCACCACUGCAAGCACACAGAUGAAUGCGGAGAGUUCCCGUUCCCAUGCUAUAUUUACAAUCCACAUCUGCCAAAUGAGGGUCUGCUCCAGGCAAGAUAUGGUAAAUGGGGAGGUGAAUGGAGUGGCACAUGAAUCACAACCAGUGAAUGAGUAUGAAACACUCAUGGCCAAAUUCCAUUUUGUUGACCUUGCUGGUUCAGAAAGGCUGAAGCGCACUGGAGCAACAGGAGAGCGGGCCAAAGAAGGCAUUUCUAUCAACUGUGGUCUGCUGUCACUGGGAAAUGUCAUCAGUGCAUUGGGAGACCAAAGCAAGAAGAGCCAUCAUGUGCCAUACAGAGACUCCAAGCUGACCAGGCUUCUUCAAGACUCUCUGGGUGGAAACAGUCGAACUGUCAUGAUUGCAUGCAUAAGCCCAUCAGAUCGUGACUUCAUGGAAACUCUGAACACCCUCAAAUACGCAAACCGAGCCCGUAACAUCAAGAACAAAGUUGUGAUUAAUCAAGACAAGACCAGCCAGCAGAUCAAUGCCCUGCGAGCUGAAAUUGUUCGACUUCAGAUGGAGCUGAUGGAGUACAAGACGGGGAAACGAGUCAUUGGUGAAGAUGGUUCUGAAGGUUACAAUGACUUAUGUCAAGAAAAUGCAAUGCUACAGAAAGAAAAUGACACACUGAGAAUGAGAGUAAAAGCCAUGCAAGAAACAAUAGACGCACUAAAUAACAGAGUGACACAGCUCUUGAGUAAUGAAGCUGCCCAGAUAAUAGCCAGCGCAGGAGAUAACAAUGAAGAAAUAGGUGCAUUAAUUCAAAACUACAUCCGAGAAAUACAGGAUCUCAGGACUAAACUGUUGGAGAGUGAAGCAAUGAAUGAGUCUCUCCGGCGCAGUGUCUCUCGACUGACGUCCAGGUCUCCAUAUGCAGCGGGACUGUCUCCUAUGCCUUGUUCACAGAUGUCCAGUCUAGUCAUUUCUCUGGAAUCUGAUACUUCUGAAGUUGUCGAAAUGGCAAAAAAAGACUUAGAGCUGCUUAAGAAAAGGGAAAGGAUACGAAAAAGAAAUAGCCCAGUGAAAGAGAAAAGAAGAGGAACUCUACAGCAGGAGAACUGGGAAGAGACAGAUGACAAUGAAGUGGAAGGGGAGGAGGAGCAUGAAGAAAGUUGCUGUGAAGAAGAGGAAGGUGAAGAUGAUGAAGAAUUUGACAGUGACGGAAGCCUGGAUGAAACCGAUACAGAAUCGGAGGAAAAAGUUAAUUAUCAGGCUGACCUUGCUGACAUAACUUGUGAGAUUGAAAUCAAACAGAAACUCAUUGAUGAACUAGAGAAUAGCCAGCGGCGAUUGCAGAUAUUGAAGCAGCAGUAUGAGGAAAAACUUAUCCUGCUACAGAAUAAGAUCCGGGAUACACAGCUGGAGAGAGACCGUGUUCUCCAAAACCUUGGAUCUAUGGAAUGCAACACAGAAGAGAAAGCCAGCAAGAUUAAAGCAGAUUAUGAGAAGAAAUUGAAGGAAAUGAAUCGAGAGCUCCAGAAGCUGCAGUUAGCACAGAAAGAGCAUGCCCGCCUAUUAAAGAAUCAGACUCGGUAUGAGCGAGAGUUGAGGAAACUACAGAGUGAAGUGGCUGAAAUGAGGAAAACCAAGGUAACUCUCAUGAAAAAGAUGAGGGAGGAUCAGCAGCGAAUGAGGUUGAUUGAGAGCAAGAGAAACCGCGAGAUUGCACAACUGAAAAAGGAACAGAGGCGGCAAGAGUUCCAAAUUAGGGCUUUGGAGUCUCAAAAACGGCAACAAGAAAUUGUACUACGCAGAAAAACACAAGAGGUUAGUGCUCUUCGAAGAUUAGCCAAACCAAUGUCCAACCGAGUCGCUGGGCGUGUAACCCGGAAGCAGAAUGUUCUGGACUCUGGAACAGAGCUUUCGGCCAGUACCACAUCUUCAGAACCAGAAUCUGCCUCCAAAUCCGUAUCCAACAUUGUUAAGCAGUGGAACAGAAAGUUAAACGCAGCCUGGAAUGAGACAGUUUCUGUGGUGAAUGGAACUAGGGCAGCAAGAAAGAUCAAAUACCAGAAAAAAGGAGUUGGUGAGGGUCUCUCUAAGGCAGCUCGGCUAAAAUGGCAGGCACUGGAGUGCAGAAUAACCGACAUUGUGAUGCAGAGAAUGACUAUUUCCAACUUGGAAGCAGAUAUGAAUCGUCUGCUCGGGAAACGAGAGGAAUUAAAUGGCCUGCAUGAAAUGCUACUUGGGAAAAGGGAACGGAUUCUAAAGGAAAAUCCAGAAGAUAAGUCCAUCCAGGAAAUAAAUGAGGAACUUGAGGCCUUAAAUGCGAAUAUCGAUUAUAUUAAUGACAGCAUUUUUGAAUGCCAAGCUACCAUAAUGCAGAUCGAGGAGACCAAGGAUGAAAUUAAUUCAACAGACACUUCUGUUGUCAUUAGUUCGUGUUCCUUGGCUGAAGCACGUCAUCUGCUGGAUCACUUUCUUAAAAUGUCUAUUGACAAGGGCAUGCAGGUGGCUCAAAAAGAGGCACAGAUCAAGCUACUGGAAGGUCGAUUAAAGCAAAUAGAUGUGACAGAUUCUGUUCCAACUCAGCUGAUUAACAUGUUAAGGGAAAAAGCUGAGUCUAUUCCUGAACUACAGACAUUGCUUCAAAGUGUUUCACAAGAAAAUGGAGAGCUCAGCAGUGAUGAGGAAAUAUCUGAGUGCAGCUCAGUGCUAGAUAGCAGUUUAAUAUCCAGUUCUUACUCAAAGCGUUCCCUAAGCCAGGGAGAUUUUAGAAUAAAGACUGAGCAAAAGACCGAGUUUCAGUACUGGGAAGGUUAUGGCUCCGUUGUGGACCUGUCCACUCCAAGUCUAAUAAGAUCAGCUGAUAUAAAGGAGAAUGGCAUCAAGCCAGCUGACGUACUCUCACGAGUUCCAAAGGACAAAGAAUCCAUUGCUCUCCAACCUAGAUCUGGAAACACUUUCCCCAGGCAAUCUGCAAAGAAGCUGCAAGAUACUUCACCACUCUUGAGGAGAAAGUCCUAUGAGAAAGUACAUAUCUCGACCGACAAAUCCAGGACUGAUUGGAGGUCCUCUGAAAUUAAUAUAACUCCUCCCUCCUCUCCUCCUACCCGAGCUCGUAAUGACAGGAAUGUCUUCUCCCGACUCACCAGUACCCAACUUCAGACGUUCCCUGCUCAUGACAAGUCUGAUGACAGUGACUCCUCUCUCUCGGAGGUUCCCAGGGGUGUGAUUAAUCCAGUUGGUGGUGCCAAGGGCAGCAGGACUGCCCCACUUCAAUGCAUUUCUGUUGCUGAAGGGCACUCUAAACCUGUGCUGUGUCUAGAUGCAACCAAUGACCUGCUAUUCACAGGCUCAAAAGAUCGCACUUGUAAAGUGUGGAAUUUGGCCACUGGACAGGAAAUCAGUACCCUGAAAGGGCAUCCGAACAAUGUGGUCUCUGUCAAGUACUGCAGUUACUCCAGCCUUGUGUUUACAGUCUCCACAUCGUACAUCAAGGUUUGGGACAUCCGAGAGAGCCCCAAAUGCAUCAGGACACUAACUUCCUCUGGUCAGGUGAUUUCAGGUGAUGCUUGUGCCAGCACAGCCAGUCGCACUGUGAGUAUUGCACAAGGUGAGCACCAGAUCAAUCAGAUUGCACUGAAUCCUGCUGGCACACUCCUCUAUGCUGCUACUGGCAACUCUGUUCGGAUCUGGGAUCUUAAGAAAAUUCAACCUGUUGGGAAACUCACAGGCCACAUUGGUCCAGUGAUGUGCCUCACAGUGGAGAGAAUGGCAACAAAACAUGACCUGAUCAUCACUGGAUCCAAAGAUCACUAUGUGAAGAAGUUUGAAAUUGCUGAAAACACUCUCGGAAAUGUUGGUCCUACUCAUAAUUUUGAGCCUCCACACUAUGAUGGAAUUGAAUCUCUGGCAAUCCAUGCAGAUAUCCUAUUUAGUGGAUCUAGAGACAAUGGAAUUAAAAAAUGGGACCUGGAACGGCAGGAGCAAAUACAGCAAAUUCCUAACGCUCACAAGGAUUGGGUAUGUGCUUUGGCAUUUGUACCUGGUCGCGAUCUAUUGCUGAGUGGUUGCCGAGGAGGAAUGCUUAAAGUUUGGAACAUAGACAACUUUACGCCAUUGGGAGAGAUCAGAGGCCAUGACAGUCCUAUUAAUGCCAUCUGCACAAACUCCAGCAGGAUUUUCACCGCUUCAAGCGACUGCACAGUAAAAACUUGGAACUCAAAAGGAUUAACAAAUGGGCACAUGUUGAACAUUAGAGACAUUAGUCAAGAAUUGUCUGACAGCAUCUAAUUGUAUUUAAUUCAACAAACUAUUUAAAGCAGAAUAAUGAUGGUUUGGAAUGAAACGAAAGCCAUGCUAACAAGGAUUUCUGAGCUGAAGAAGAAAAGCAAUUUUUUCCCUGUUGUGAACUGAUGUGCAGCAUGAAAAGACAGCAAGCAAUAAUUCUGCAAGUAUCUUAUUUGAAAUGCAAUUCUCAACAGCACUAACAGUGAUGUCCUUGUAACAAUAAAAAUAUUGGACUGCACUCAGGCUUUGUGAGUCAGACCAAACCAUAUGUAGGUUUAAGAGUGCAGUUAUCUUUUACACAGACAUUGCUCCUUGAAGAUUUAUGCUGCUUUUAUUAUACUGCAAAUCAUAACUACUCCCCUUGAACUUACCCUCCAAUUCCAUUUACCUCCAAUUUAGCACAACAGUAUAAAUGGAAGAAAAUAACUUCCAUCAAAGAGUACUAGAUGUAUUAUAUUGUGUUUGGAUGUAAAAGUCUGCCAUAAGUGAAGAACGUGAAAAACUUGGCCCUUGGCUUCACCAGUUUUGACUACUAAUGAUUUAGUGAUCUUAUUAGAGGAAAAACAACUAUUCAAGGGUUGCAUGAUAGUGCUGUCAUCUUGUGAUUGUGUUGCUUAGAUGUUGCAGCUCAUCACUGAUUCCUUGCAGACAUGGAAACAUAGAAAAUAGGGGCAGGAGUAAGUCAUUUUGCCCUACGGUGGACAAGGACAGCAAGGUCCCUUUGUACAUCAACAUUUCCCACUCAGCCACCAUUUAAAUAAUACUCUGCCAUUCUGUUUUUCCUACCAAAGUGGAUAACUUCACGCUUAUCCACAUUAUA
Messenger RNA from Carcharodon carcharias (great white shark), 6030 nucleotides. RefSeq names its product kinesin family member 21B (gene kif21b). NCBI's taxonomy places the organism in Eukaryota, Metazoa, Chordata, Chondrichthyes, Lamniformes, Lamnidae. Gene Ontology annotation, biological process: microtubule-based movement; mitotic spindle organization. The coding region runs from base 303 to 5213 and encodes 1636 amino acids. The record is from RefSeq and is a predicted model, not a curated record. The transcript is spliced from 35 exons. Gene Ontology annotation, molecular function: microtubule motor activity; microtubule binding; ATP binding.